AUGGUUUUUGUGAAAUUUUAGGACGAGAGUGAUAAAGACCUAUUGUAAAAGUUAAAUAUAGACCUUAAGGGUCAUAAGUUUGGAUUAGUUCCAUAUAAAACACUGUUAGAAAAAGUAGAUUCUCAUAAUAAAGAAAAAAAGAAUUAAAAACUCCUGUUGAAUGAGAUCAUAAAGCCUGACAUGAUAUAUAUGCAAGCGGAUAUGGAGAGUUUAGAAAGAGAAGAGGCCGAUAAUGACCCUAAGGUAAUUAAGGAGCGUGAAGAAAGGCAAGCUAGAAUAGAAGAAAGAAAGUAUUAAAAAAUGAUGGGUAAAGAUAAAGGUUAAUCAAUUGGAGCAGAUAUUCGUGAUAUGGAAAAGAGUAUUUCAUUUGGUGUUAGUUUUAUAUUCACAUUUUUCUUGAGCGGAGUAAGUGGCUACUUUAUUGGUAAGCAUAUUUUAGAAUGGAAUGAAGGAUUAUGCAUGAUCCUAGCAGUUGUCUCUUUAAUUGGCACAUUAAUUCUGGAAUCUACCUUAUUUAUAGUGAAAACUUGGAAAAAUGAUAAGAUUGCACAAGAAAAGUAAAAGCAUGACAAAUAACUGAGGUAGUAAAUGAGAAAUACAGAGUCAUAGGAGAUAACUAAGUUAAUCCUUGAGUUCCAAAAGAAUAAAGAAAAAACAUUAUCGCAGAAGAAGAAUGAUUGA
Messenger RNA from Tetrahymena thermophila SB210, 681 nucleotides. RefSeq names its product endoplasmic reticulum-based factor for assembly of V-ATPase. The record is from RefSeq and is a predicted model, not a curated record. Gene Ontology annotation, cellular component: endomembrane system. Lineage: Eukaryota; Ciliophora; Oligohymenophorea; Hymenostomatida; Tetrahymenidae. The transcript has a single exon. Gene Ontology annotation, biological process: vacuolar proton-transporting V-type ATPase complex assembly.